This is a messenger RNA of Phyllopteryx taeniolatus (common seadragon), 5243 nucleotides long. RefSeq names its product vitellogenin-2-like. Gene Ontology annotation, biological process: lipid transport. The transcript is spliced from 33 exons. NCBI's taxonomy places the organism in Eukaryota, Metazoa, Chordata, Actinopteri, Syngnathiformes, Syngnathidae. The record is from RefSeq and is a predicted model, not a curated record. The coding region runs from base 47 to 5161 and encodes 1704 amino acids. Gene Ontology annotation, molecular function: lipid carrier activity.
GCCUUUAUAAGGUAGCAUUUGACAUUGGUCAGUCACAUCCAUUGCCAUGAGGGUGCUCGUGCUAGCCUUGACUGUGGCCCUUGUGGCUGGCCACCAGCUCAAAUUAGAUCCAGAGUUUGCUGUUGGAAAGACAUAUACCUACAAAUAUGAAGCAAUUCUUAUGGGUGGACUUCCCGAGGAGGGUCUGGCUCGGGCUGGCUUCAAAAUAAGGAGCAAAGUUCUGAUCAGUGCCUUGGCUGCCAACACCUUUGUACUGAAGUUGCUGGAGCCAGAGCUCUUUGAGUAUAGUGGCAUCUGGCCCAAAGAUGCUUUCAUCCCAGCCACUAAGCUCACCUCAGCGCUCUCAGAUCAACUCUUGACACCGCUGAAGUUCGAGUAUGCUAAUGGGGUUGUAGGCAAAGUGUUCGCACCGGCUGGCGUCUCUGCCUCUGUGCUGAAUAUCGUCAGGGGAAUCCUCAACAUCUUCCAAAUGAACAUCAAGAAGACGGUGAACGUCUAUGAGCUUCAGGAGCCUGGCGUACAGGGCGUUUGCAAGACCCAUUACGUGAUCACUGAAGAUGCAAAGGCUGAGCGUGUCCUGUUGACCAAGACCAAAGACCUGAACCACUGCCAGGAGAGAAUUAUGAGGGAUAUCGGCAUGGCUUAUACAGAGAGAUGUGCUGAGUGUCGAGCGAGAGGCAAUGCCCUAAAGGGAACAGCAGCAUUCAACUAUAUCAUGAAACCAUCAGCCACAGGUGCUCUGAUCCUGGAGGCGUCCUCGACUGAGCUUAUUCAGUUCUCUCCCAUUAACAUCAUCAACGGUGCUGCCCAAAUGGAGGCCAAACAAUUCUUGAAAUUUCUGGAGAUCCAGAAAGCUCCAUUGGAGCCUAUUAAAGCUGAAUACCUCCACCGUGGAAACCUGCGGUAUGAGUUUGGCAGUGAGCUGCUUCAGACACCCAUCCAGCUCCUAAGAAUUACCAAUGCUGAGGCUCAGAUUGUUGAGAUUCUGAACCACUUGGUGAACAACAAUGUGGCCAAAGUCCAUGAAGAUGCACCUCUCAAGUUCAUUGAGCUCAUCCAGCUGUUGCGUUCGGCCAAAUAUGAGACUAUUGAGUCCCUCUGGUCACAGUUCAAAUCACGUACCACUCAUAGAGAAUGGAUUCGGAAUGCUGUCCCUGCCAUUGGCACUCACGUUGCAAUGAGGUUCAUCAAGGAAAAAUUCCUCGUUGGUGAACUGACCCUUGCUGAAGUGACUCGGUCUCUUACGAUAGCCAUACACAUGGUGACUGCUGACUUGGAGGCCAUCAAGCUCCUAAGGGAGUUGGCUGAGAACCAAAAGGUUAUGGAAACUCCAGUUUUGAAUGAGAUUGCUGCGCUAGGCUAUGGCAGUCUGGUUUCUAAAUACUGUGGAGAGAACCCCACUUGCCCAGUGGACCUCAUCAGGCCUGUCCACGAACUGGUUGCCCAGGCUGUUGCCAAGGGUGAUAUUAACGAAAUAAUUGUCACUCUCAAAGUUCUGGGUAAUGCAGGACAUCCUAGCAGCCUCAAGCCAAUCUUGAAGGUCCUGCCUAGCUUUGGCAGUGCUGCUGCUACUCUGCCACUGCGAGUUCACAUCGAAGGUGUUCUGGCCCUGAGGAACAUUGCCAAGAGAGAGCCAAAAAUGGUCCAGGAGGUCGCUGUUCAGCUGUUCAUGGAUAGAGCCCUUCACCCAGAGCUCCGCAUGGUUGCUGCCAUUGUGCUGUUUGAGACCAAAUUGCCCAUGGGUCUGGUGACUGCCCUUGCUGACGCACUCUUGCGAGAACCAAAUCUUCAGGUUGCCAGCUUGGUCUACUCUUACAUGAAGGCAAUGACGAGGUCCACCACUCCUGAUUUUGCGCCUGUUGCUGCAGCCUGCAAUGUUGCUGUGAAUAUCCUCAGCCCCAAACUUAACAGACUCAGCUAUCGCUACAGCAGAGCGCUCCUUGUUGAUGGCUAUUACAGCCCCUGGAUGGUGGGUGCUGCUGCCAGUGCCUUCUAUGUGAAUGACGCUGCAACUGUUUUGCCAAGAACCAUCAUGGCCAAAGCGCGCACCUAUUUGGCAGGAGCUUAUGCUGACGUCAUUGAGAUCGGAGUGAGAACUGAGGGAAUCCAGGAAGCCCUUUUGAAAGUCCAAGAUCUUCCUAACAACACAGAUAGGAUCACCAAGAUGAGAAAAGUUCUCAAGGCUCUUUCUGAAUGGAGGGCCCAGCCUUCAAGCCAGCCCCUAGCCUCGGCACAUGUGAAACUUUUCGGCCAGGAGAUUGCCUUUGUCAGUGUCAACAAAGGAUUGGUUGAUCAGUUAAUGGCGCUUGUCACUGGACCAGAAGUUCAGACUUAUGGAAGGAAGGCUUUAGAUGCGGUGCUGGCUGGUACAAAAUUUAAUUUCGCUGAGCCAAUGUUAGUUGCUGAGGUUCGUCGCAUCCUGCCCACUGCUGUCGGUCUGCCUAUGGAACUCAGUUUCUAUACUUCUUCUGUGUUGAAUACAGCCAUUGAACUCCAAGCCACUGUGUCACCACCUAUAGCUCAGAAAUUCCACCCGUCCCAGCUUCUUAAAUCAGACAUCAGCAUGAGGGCUGCAUUUUUUCCGAGUGUUUCCUCGUAUACCUAUGCAGUGAUGGGUGUGAAUACUGCAUUGGCCCAGGCUGCUGUGGUCUCAAGAGCCAGAAUUUACACUAUUCUCCCAGCAAGGAUCGAAGCAAGACUUGACAUGAUCAAAGGAAACUUCAAGUUUGAGCUCCUGCCUGUCCAGGGCGUCAAUAAGAUUGCAUCUGCACUUGUUGAAACUUUUGCCGUUGCACGAAAUGUUGAAGAUCUUGCUGCUGCUAAGAUAACACCGAUGAUUCCGGCCGACUUUACACCACAGUCCUCAAAGAAGAGCUCAUCCAGGUCCUCCAGGAUGGGAUCCUCUCUGACUGAUGACAUGGUGAGUUUGAGUCCCUGUCUACUGUGUUUAACCACCUUUCUGCAAAGUAAUAUUGUUCUUUCUGUUAUGCUUUUACAGUCAGGGUCAUCUGAGCUUGUCUCUGACCAACAAAGCAAAAUGAGCAAACUCAUUAAGGCCUUUGAGAAAAGGCUGUGUGGAGAAAUUGAAACCUUUGGAAUCAAGGCAUGCACUAUGAUUGAAUCUCGCAAUGCGGCCUUCAUUCGAGACGUUCCACUGUAUGCCGUCAUUGGAAAACAUUCAGCUUUUAUUGAGGUUACACCAGCUGCUACACCGGUCAUUGAGAAGAUUGAAAUUGAGAUUCAGGUUGGAGAGAAAGCAGCAGAAAAGAUUAUCAAAGUCAUUGACCUGAGUCAAGAUGAGGGGAUUCUUGAGGACAAGAAUAUCCUGAUGAAACUGAAGAAGAUCCUUGUCCCUGGUCUGAAGAACCGCACUUCCUCCCGCUCCAGCAGGUCCCAUGCUGUUAGCUCUAGCUCCAGCAGCUCAGACGUUUCUACCUCAUCCAAGAGUUCCUCUCACAAAAAAAGCAAGAUGGUUGACAUUCUCGACCCAAUUGUGAAGGCGUCCAAGUUACAAAAGUCCUCUAGCAGAUCCUCCAGCAGCAGAUCGAGUCUUCUUUCAAGCAAAUCCUCCAGCAGCCGAAGCACUAGCUCUUUGUCCAGCUCUCAGUCAAAGCAAGAACUGUAUGAAAUGAAUUUUACCAAGCACCACAUCCACCAGCAUGCACUCUCUGCAACUCGCCGCAACAGCCAAAGCAGUGCCCGCAGUUUUAACGCCAUCUACGAUAAGGCUAAAUACCUCACUAAUGCUGUCAACCCAACUGUGACCAUCCUCAUCCGUGCCGUGAGUGCUGACCACAAGGUACAAGGCUACCAAAUUGCAGCUUACUUUGACAAAGAGACUUCCAGACUGCAGUUGCUUUUUGCCAACCUGGCCAAGAACAACAACUGGAGAAUCUGUGCUGAUGGUGUGAGGCUGAGCGACCACAAGUUGAUGGCCAAGAUUGCCUGGGGUAUUUACUGCAAACAAUAUGUGACUGAGAUCUCAGCUGAAACCGGUAUUGUUGGUCAAGAGCCAGCAGUCCGUUUGAAGCUAACUUGGGAAAAACUUCCACGCAACAUGAAGUACUACGGAGAGGAGUUGUCUGAGUACAUUUCAAGAUUCGCUCUGCAGGCUGGAAUGAGCCUGGCAAAGGCCAAGAAUGUUCACAAUCAGAUCAAACUGACAGUGGCAGCUGCAUCAGAACAAAGCCUGAAUGUUGUCCUCAAGACACCGAGUAGGACCAUCUUCAAAAAAGCCAUUUCUCUCCCUAUUUCUCUGCCCAUUGGAGACACUGCAUCAGAGCUGCAGGCGUACCAGGACAGCUGGGUUGACACCAUCGCCUACAUGGUCAGCAAGCCUCAUGCAGCUGAGUGCAGUGUAAUCAAGGACACAGUGAUCACAUUCAACAACAGGAAGGUCAAGGCAGAGAUGCCUCACUCUUGCCUCCAGGUUUUGGCUCAGGAUGGCACCAGUGAGGCUAAAUUCAUUGUUCUGCUGAAGAGAGACCAACAACAUGAACAAAACAUGCUCACUGUGAAGAUUGCAGACAUUGAUGUUGACAUGUAUCAGAAGGGCAAUGUUGCCAUGGUGAAGGUCAAUAAUGUAGAAAUCCCUGUCAGUGAUCUGCCAUACCGUCAUCCAACAGCCGACAUUCAGAUCAGACAGAGCGGUGAGGGCAUCGCUCUCCACGCUCCCAGACACGGUCUUCAAGAAGUGUACUUUGACAAAGACAUCCAAAAGGUUAAAGUUGUGGACUGGAUGAGAGGACAGACCUCAGGACUCUGCGGAAAGGCCGAUGGGGAGGUCAGACAGGAGUUACGCAUGCCCAAUACACAUUUGACCAAGAACGCAGUCAGCUAUGCUCAUUCCUGGGUUCUGCCCGCCGAGAGCUGCCGGGACGCCACAGAAUGUUACAUGAAGCUUGAGUCUGUGAAGCUGGAGAAGCAGAUUAUACUACACGGUCAAGAGUCCAAAUGCUUCUCUGUCGAGCCCGUGCUGCGCUGCCUGCCUGGCUGCCUGGCGCUGAGAACCACCACCGUCUCAGUUGGUUUCCACUGCUUGCCUGCUGAUACCAGUCUAAACCGUUCUGAGGGCAUGAGCAGCAUCUUUGAGAAGAGUGUGGACCUGAGGGAAAGGACCGAAGCCCACCUAGCCUGCCGUUGCACUGCUCAGUGUGCUUAAUCAUAAAACCUUCAACCCAACAACAUUUAUUUCCAUUCAUAACAUUACUCCCAAACACAAUAAAAUGUAAACUUAAACCUCA